AUGAAUGAACCUCGGCGACCAGGCCGUACGAACCUAGCUUCAUGUAUAGUGGCUACGGUCUUCUUAGUCCUCGCCGUCGCAGUUAUUGUCAUCGUUUACCUCUGCGUCUUCAAGCCUAAAGAUCCAAAGAUCGCCGUCCACGCCAUGAGGUUCCCGACGUUCUCAAUCUCCAACGGCACUGUCGACUUCACCUUCUCUCAGUACGUGGCUGUCAAGAACCCUAACCGCGAUGCCUUCACUCACUAUGACAGCUCAGUCCAGCUCGUCUACUCCGGCAGCGAGGUAGGGUUCAUGUUCAUUCCGGCCGGCAAGAUUGAUGCCGGGAGGACGCAGUACAUGUUGGCAACGUUCGCCGUGAAGUCGUUUCCGGUGACGCAGGCGCCGUUGAGUGGGGUGACGGCGUUGAAUGAUGGAGUGGGUGGGGUGGGCAUGGGAAUGGAGCCCACGAUGGAGAUCGAGUCAAGGAUGAAGCUUGUGGGUAGGGUUAGGGUAUUGUGGUUCUUCACACAUACAGUUGAUAGCAGAGUGAGCUGCAGCGUUGCCAUUGAAGUGAGUAACGGCUCUGUACUUGGAUUUCAUUGCUGAUGAUUUUGUCAGAACUCCAAAUUUUAUGGGAAAUUGCAUAUAAUUUCGUCAUUCCAUACCA
Vitis vinifera (wine grape) is the source of this 646-nucleotide messenger RNA. RefSeq lists its product as uncharacterized. Lineage: Eukaryota; Viridiplantae; Streptophyta; Magnoliopsida; Vitales; Vitaceae. The coding region runs from base 1 to 585 and encodes 194 amino acids. The transcript has a single exon. The record is from RefSeq and is a predicted model, not a curated record.